Angiostrongylus costaricensis is the source of this 1566-nucleotide messenger RNA. NCBI's taxonomy places the organism in Eukaryota, Metazoa, Nematoda, Chromadorea, Rhabditida, Metastrongylidae. The record is from the annotation of a GenBank genome assembly.
AUGUCGACAGACAAAACCGUCACUUCGCCGUCAUCGUUUUCGUCGUCUUCCACCGAGUUCAUAGAAAAUCGUCGCAUUUUUUGUGGAUGUGCUGGCGCUAACAGAUAUGGUAUUCUUGUGUUGUGCCUCUUAUUUCUCUCGUUUUUGAUGUCUAGUUUGAUCGCCUUCAACGCCACUUUUGUCGCGAUGAUGGACAAGACAACAUCGCCGCUCUACAAUGGUUCCGUCUCCAACCAGACCGAUUGGGCUAGCUCCGAUCUGCCUAUUAGGGAUCGUCGAUUCACGUUUGGAGUAGUCGAAAAGAGUUUGAGCUUUGCUGGUGGUUUCACGGGCUCGAUGCUUGCCACCUUGCCGCUGAGCGAGAUGCUACAACGCUACGGUGCUCACAAGGUGAUGACUGUCGUUGGGAUUGUGUGUACUUUUGCGACUGCCGUCACUCCCGUCAUUGUCAGCUGGUCAUUCCCGUGCUUCGUCGUGCUCAGAGUGAUCUCGGGUGUUUCCAUUUCGAAUUCGUUCCCCGUGGCCGGCUGUGUGGUGAAUGAAUGGGCCACUGCGGCGGAGAAGGGCCUCUUUGUGGCCGUUCUUUCCGGAUAUGUGGAGCUCUCCGCACUGUUCACGAUGCCGAUUAGUGGACUCGUCGCGACCAAAGUCGGCUGGGACUGUGUCUUCUAUCUCCAUGCGAUCCUCUGCGGAUUGUUCACCAUCCUUUGGGCUGUAUAUUAUAGGGACGUGCCGGUAAAGCACCCAUUCGUAACCGGUCGCGAGUGGCAGAAAAUAGGCUUCGCCAAGCCGCCACUGCUCGAAAAAACAGCGCCUCCCCUCCGGCGCAUCGUCAGUUCCACGUUUAUCUGGGCUAUCUGGAUCGCAGUCAUCGGCAGCUUCCUUGUAGCCCAGUUUACCAUUUCGUACUCACCCUUAUAUCUCUCUUAUGUGCUCGGCUUUCCCACAAUGAGUGCUGGAUUUCUGACUAUUGCACCUCUCGCAGCACAGCUGCUAAUUAAACUGACCACCGGAUUGGCAUCGGAUCGUCUCAGUUGUUUGUCCGAGAUCAGCAAGCUGCGCUUGUUCAACUCGAUUGCCUUGCUUGGCUCUGGCCUCCUCUUCAUUUUGGUCACAGUGUUUCCACCUGUAGGAAAUGCCUUUGAUGUUGUUCUGAUCAUUAUUCCUGUUGCACUACUCGGAUUCUCCUCUGGUGGAUACCCAAAAUGCGCUGUAAUGGUGUCACGUCAGUACUCCCCAUUUGUGAUGUCGAUAGUGCAGAUAGUGGCGUGCUGUUCGUUGCUCGCCGGUUCGUUCCUCGUGCCGGCCCUCACCAGACAUGACACCUUCGAAGAGUGGCGAACAGUGUUUCUCAUCUAUGCCAUCGUGCUGACACUUUCGAAUACCAUAUUCGUCGCAUGUGCAAGGUAUGUCUUUGUUCGAAGUGUUAAAUUCAGUUCACUGACGUUAUUGCAAAACCCGCAUCGAUUACAACCACCGAUAAGAGAUUUAGUAACUAAUCCUCUAAAAAGUCAAAAAUGCCCUAUCCAGGCCGGUUCACCACCGAUUCUACCAAUUAGGACAUGA